Molecule: messenger RNA, 793 nt
Organism: Brassica oleracea var. oleracea
Lineage: Eukaryota; Viridiplantae; Streptophyta; Magnoliopsida; Brassicales; Brassicaceae
Product: probable WRKY transcription factor 59
Exons: 3
Coding region: 65-658 (197 amino acids)
Biological process (GO): regulation of DNA-templated transcription
Molecular function (GO): DNA-binding transcription factor activity; sequence-specific DNA binding
Source: RefSeq, a predicted model, not a curated record
CAAGAUCCCUCCUCCUCCUAGUUCAACAACGCCAAGAAACACUAAACAACAUUCUUGAAAGAAAAUGAACUACCCUUCAAACCCUAGCCCUAAUUUCAUAGAUUUCCCUAAAACUUUCACAUCCGAUGAUUAUGAUGAUGCUUUUCAGAUGAUCAUGGAACAAAUCAGCCUCGAGGAUCACUCACCCACCUUGAGUUGGACUUCAUCUGAGAAAUUACUGGCUGCAGAAGUCACAAGCCCCCUUCAAACAAGCCUAGUUACCUCACCUAUGAGCCUUGAAAUAGGGGACAAAACUGAUGAGAUCAAGAAGAGGAAGAGACACAAAGAUGGUCCGAUUAUUCACGUGUUUAAAACGAAAUCUAUUGAAGAAAUUGCUUUAGAUGACGGAUUUAAAUGGAGGAAAUACGGCAAGAAACCGAUAAGGGGCAGUCCAUUUCCGAGGCAUUAUCACAAGUGUUCGAACCCCAAUUGCAUCGUGAAGAAGAAGAUCGAGAGAGAUACGAGCAAUCCUGAUUAUGUGUUGACAACUUACGAAGGGAGACAUAAUCACCCAAGCCCUUCUGUGGUUUAUUGUGAUUCAGACGACUUUGAUCUUACCUCUCUCAACAUUUUGUCUUUUCAGACACGUACUUAUAAUUAUUCACAUUCAGCUCCGUGACCAUACUUAAAAGUCUGUGUGUCCAGAUGUGUAUACAGUGUAAAUAUUCAUCGUAAUCACGCAUCAUAUGUAUCCGCUUGUACUUGGUUGGGUCGGUUUUGUAAUGUACUGAAUUGGGGGGUGGGUAAACUGGAA